Molecule: messenger RNA, 675 nt
Organism: Microdochium trichocladiopsis
Lineage: Eukaryota; Fungi; Ascomycota; Sordariomycetes; Xylariales; Microdochiaceae
Exons: 3
Coding region: 1-675 (224 amino acids)
Source: RefSeq, a predicted model, not a curated record
AUGCUCCAGGUCGUCAUGGACGUUACGUCAGGUGGCGAGUCCAAGGUCUCUCCUGCGCGCAGGGCGCCACCUCUCCUAGAAGAGCGUCAUCAAGAAUUCUAUUUGCACAGGCUCGAACUCAAGACCGUGCCAAAGCUUCAUUCUUUGGUCUCAGCCAAUAAUGAGAUCAACAUGCCGGGAGUCUCCGCCGCAGUAGGGCACGUACUCGUCAACUUCCUGUACAAGGCGUUCUAUGAUGUCCCUGCCUUAUGUGAGGACGGGCAUGACACGAAAGAGCGCGAUGCUGAAUGGCUACGCUGCAGUUUCGAUGUUCAUGCCACAGCGAGGCAGUACGGCAUCGAUAGCCUGGUAACUUUGGCACAGAACGAUAUAGACAGUCGGGCUGGUCGCCUCGAGCCGUCCGAGGCCCUGGCUGCUGUCAAGAAGGCUUGUCCGCUGCCGGAUACAAAGGACGAGUGGCUGCGCAACUACACAAGGACACUUCUCAAUGUCACGUACCCUAGUGUCGAAGCUUUCCUGACAUCAACCAUCAUGGAGCCCGCCCAUGCUGAAGAAACUAUGUCAAUUACAGAGAUGCUGCUGCGUACCGCCUGGCAAGACUUGAAAUGCGAAGUGCAUCCCAAGACACUGGCCUCUGCAGAAUACUGCAGCGCCUUGCGCGGCGCGACCUGUUAA